Oldenlandia corymbosa var. corymbosa is the source of this 1185-nucleotide messenger RNA. The record is from the annotation of a GenBank genome assembly. Lineage: Eukaryota; Viridiplantae; Streptophyta; Magnoliopsida; Gentianales; Rubiaceae.
AUGGCGAAACCCCGUGAAAUUGCAAAAAAUCCACCUCCGGCUGAGUCUGAGGAAGAAUCGGAAGAAGAUGAAUCAGAAUCUGAACCGGAAGAUACCGACACCGGCAAAAACACGCCGGCUCCAUCAGCGGCUAAGAUGCCUGAAACCUCGAAGACAACUUCUGCUAGUGGUGGUUCUGCUUCGGAUGCCUCGGAUGAGGAUGAGGAGGAGGAGGAGGAGGAGGAGGAGUCCGGUUCCGGAUCGGGCUCGGAAUCCGACGAAGGCUCUCCUCCUAGAAAAAAUGAUUUUUCUAUAAAGCCUGUAGCUAAACCGGUGACCCAGCAAGAGAAACCGGCGGGUAAGAAAGCUUUGCCCAAGCCCAAUGCUCCUGGUCCUACAUCGCCAACCCGGAACGUCAGCACAAGUGUUGGAGCUAAGCGGGCGGCAGCUGAAGCAGCGACUCCGGCUGGGAAUGCUGAUUCGAAGAGGGCCAAGAAGAAAACAGCCGACGAUUCGGACAAGAAACUUGCUGGGACCCCUAGCGCUGAUGAAGAGAAGAAGCUGUUUGCGAGGGUGUUUAGCGAGGAGGAUGAAAUCGUGCUGCUGAAUGGAAUUUAUGAUUUCAUUGGUAAGACUAAGUCCGAUCCAUUUGCUAAUUUUAAUGAGUUCCAUGAUUUCAUUACUAAAAAAAUCGGUGACAAGUCAAAGGCUCAAGUUCUCGAUAAAAUGAAGAGGCUGAAGAAGAGGUAUGAAAACAAUGCCGAGAAGUUGCUGAAGAGUGGUAAGGAAAGGACUGUUUCCAACCAUGAGCGAAAUAUGUAUGACGUGUGCAAGAAGAUAUGGGGUAGGGAAGGUAUUGCUGGGAACGGGGAGACUUCUGAUAGCAUCCCUAAAGUACCUAAGAAAAGUGUUGAAGCUAAUGGGAGUGAGGUGAAGAAGAGUCGAAGUGAAUUGAAGAUGGGGAAGAGCUUGGCGAAUGUGAAUAGAGAGAGAAGUUUUAGUUUUGCUCCUGAUAUUGGUAGGCUCAAUGCUGAAUGGCAUUUGUAUGAAGGUACAGACUUAAUGGAGGAAAACGACAGAAUUGAAAUGGAGAAUAAGUGGAAGGCUUUUAGGUUAUUGGAGGCGGAUCUUCUCAUCAAGAAGUAUGGUUUGAUGCUUCAACAUAUGGAGAAGGUUCACAAGGGUUUAAAGUCACGCAGGAGUUGA